AUGAAAACGAUUAUGUGGUUCCAAAACGUCUACUUUUUCGUAACAAUCAAAGAUGAAAUUGAUAAUAAUCAAGCAGAAAAUAUCAAUGACCUAAUCGACAAAGUUUCAAAGGAAGUGAAAAGUUUAGCCGGCAUUUACGUAACCGACACUUGCACCAGCCCCUUUUUCACAGAAGUUAUGAAAGACGACCAAAAAGUUAAACUUUAUUUUACGUACGAUCUCGACCUUGUUAAAAUCUUUAAACAAUGCUACGAAGAAGAGAAGUCAAAAGACUUAAUGGAGUUCAUGCAGUCGAAAGGAUUAACUGACCUCCACACGAACGAUAGAAGAUCUGAUGAUGAAUACAGAAGUAUGGGAUUUACACAAGAGGGAUCUGAAAGAGAAAAGGAAGUCAUGGAUUUAUUGGAAGAAUUUGCCAACACUGACUAUAUUAAGAAUAAAUACGGAGAAGAUGCCUUUGAAUUUAACGUGUUAUCCAAACAACGACAGUAA
Dentiscutata erythropus is the source of this 492-nucleotide messenger RNA. The record is from the annotation of a GenBank genome assembly. NCBI's taxonomy places the organism in Eukaryota, Fungi, Glomeromycota, Glomeromycetes, Diversisporales, Gigasporaceae.